Molecule: messenger RNA, 1473 nt
Organism: Parastagonospora nodorum SN15
Lineage: Eukaryota; Fungi; Ascomycota; Dothideomycetes; Pleosporales; Phaeosphaeriaceae
Exons: 1
Coding region: 1-1473 (490 amino acids)
Biological process (GO): polysaccharide biosynthetic process
Molecular function (GO): oxidoreductase activity, acting on the CH-CH group of donors, NAD or NADP as acceptor; NAD binding; oxidoreductase activity, acting on the CH-OH group of donors, NAD or NADP as acceptor
Source: RefSeq, a predicted model, not a curated record
AUGGGUGCAUCUAACGCCAUGUUUGGAGCCAGGCAGCUCGCAAAGCAUUCGGAAAUCGUUCAAUGCAUGUUGACAGACCUUCCCAUGACUCCUCCUGAAACUCCCACGAGCUUGAAAGAGUGCACUCUACCAAUUUUCUCAGUCACACCACCAAGUGAGGCCGAUUUACUCUUUGAGAACCUCGCUAUCUCGAACCUGCCUGAAGACAUCACUCCAGCUGAGCCGCGCCCGAUCGUGGCAGUCGUCGGAGUUGGCUACGUCGGCAAGCACCUCGUGGAAGAAUUCGCGAAGCACUACGAAGUCAUCGCCUAUGACGUGUCGGACAACAGACUCAAGACCCUCUCUGGCGAGCUCAAGAACGCGAGCAUUCGUUUCACUUCCAGACCCACUGAGCUUGCCAAAGCAAGCCAUAUUCUCAUUUCUGUCCCCACCGUCUUGAAUAGCGACAAGACCAUCGACACCACAUACCUCCGUAGUGCGAUAGCUGCAGUGGAGAAGCACGUUAGACCCGGCUCCACGGUAGUCAUCGAGAGCUCUGUUGCAGUUGGCAUGACGCGCUCGCUUGUUGGCCCACUCAUGGCUUCGAAAGGGCUCAAAGUGGGUAUGUCGCCUGAGCGCGUCGAUCCUGGACGUGUGUCUCCUGCCUUCGAAGACAUUCCCAAGAUCGUGUCCGGUCUUGAUGCCGCAUCGCUCGACUCCAUCUCGCUGCUCUACGGCGAGGUGUUCAAGAACAUGUUGACGGUUUCAUCCGUUGAGGUCGCUGAGAUGACCAAACUGUACGAGAACUGCCAGCGCAUGGUGUGUGCUGCAUAUGCAAACGAAAUGGCAGAUGCAUGCGCUGCCAUCGGCAUUGAUGCGUUUGAAGUCAGCUCUGCUGCCGCCUCCAAGCCUUUUGGCUACUUGCCCUUUCAGCCCGGUCCAGGUGUAGGCGGGCACUGCAUCCCAGUGAAUCCUUACUAUCUUCUUUCCACUUGCUCCAUGCCUCUUCUAGAGCACGCCACGACUAUGUCUUGGCAGCGACCCGCUAGCAUCGCCAAGCGGUUCAUGGCGUCGCUUGACGAUGAGAUGGACUUCAAGUGCUUUGGCACUGGUGUCCAAGGCGCCCCCACGCGCAUUCUGGUAGUCGGCGUGGGUUUCAAGCGCGGACAAAGUGUCUUGAGCAACUCGCCUGGUGCCGCCAUCAUCUGCAGCUUGCUGAGCGAUCACGACACAUACGUCGAGUUUGCCGACCCGCUUGUAGCUGCUGAGCAGCUGUCUUAUGUGCCGAAGAUGGACACGGACGCAGACUGGAAUCUCAUGUACCUGAGUUCGUUCGCGGGCAUCAUUGUUGCUGUCGAUCAGGUGGGUCUUGAUCUUGAUCUCCUCGAUCAAUUGCAGGGCGUCCAUGUCCAGGACUUUUCUGGCCGCGGUAAAUCGUCUGCCGCGCUAUGCGGACCAUCGACAACGUCGAAAGACUUCGCCCUCAAGUGUUAA